Molecule: messenger RNA, 1272 nt
Organism: Iphiclides podalirius (scarce swallowtail)
Lineage: Eukaryota; Metazoa; Arthropoda; Insecta; Lepidoptera; Papilionidae
Source: the annotation of a GenBank genome assembly
AUGGCCACCGUUGAGGUAUUGCAAAAGAAAGUAAAGGAGUUAGAAGCGAAAUUAGCUGCCGCACAGGGUAAUGCUGUCCCAGCCAGGCAGAAAAUAGAAGUUAUGUCUGCCGAGGUUGUGGAUUCCAAUCCUUACAGCCGCCUGAUGGCAUUGAAGCGCAUGGGUAUUGUGGAUAACUAUGAGAAGAUACGAGAGUUGUCAGUUGCUGUGGUCGGUGUUGGUGGAGUUGGCAGUGUUACUGCGGAGAUGUUGACUCGUUGUGGUAUUGGCAAGUUGAUUCUGUUUGACUAUGACAAAGUGGAACUGGCAAACAUGAACCGCCUAUUUUUUCAACCACACCAAGCGGGUCUUAGUAAGGUAGACGCUGCAGCUGCUACUCUGCAAGCUAUCAACCCUGAUGUGGCAAUUGAUGCGCACAACUAUAAUAUUACCACAGUAGACAACUUUCAGAAGUUUUGUGAUACAAUAAGCACUGGCAGUCUGACAGGUGAACCCGUAGACCUUGUCUUGAGCUGUGUGGACAAUUUCGAGGCUCGCAUGGCAAUCAACGCGGCAUGCAAUGAACUCGGUCAGCGGUGGUUCGAAUCAGGUGUCAGUGAGAAUGCGGUCUCUGGUCACAUACAGUUUCUAAUACCGGGCGAGACUGCCUGCUUUGCUUGCGCUCCCCCGCUGGUCGUGGCGUCGAACAUCGACGAGAAGAGCCUGAAGAGGGACGGCGUCUGCGCCGCCAGCCUGCCCACCACCAUGGGCUGCCGCAUCGGGGCCGUCUUCGCUGUUCCUGGGCAGAACGCCCUCAAGCACCUGCUAGGCUUCGGGACUGUCAGCCAUUACCUGGGCUACAGCGCGCUGACUGAUUUCUUCCCCACGAUGAGCCUUAAGAUAGGCACACUUGGACACAUUGGUGCGGUGCGAGUGGGUGGAUGGUGGCGAUGGUGGUGGCGGUGGCGCUCUGUGCAGCCCAACGCCUCGUGCGCGGAGGCGUGGUGCCGCCGGAGGCAGGCGGAGGCGCGCUCUCGGCCGCCGCCCGUCGAGCAGGCCACCGAGGUGCGCGAGGACGAGCCGCCCCUCCACGCGGACAACCACUGGGGCAUCUGCCUCAUCGAUGAGAACGCCCCAGAGGAAGAAGAGGCCUGCAACUUGAAGUUGGCCGAAGGAGUUCAGGUGGCGUACGGCGCGGCGCCGGACAGCGGCUCGCCGGAGUCGAGCACGGAGGGCGCCGUGGCCGCCUCGGACCUCUCGCUGGAGGACCUCAUGAGGCAGAUGAAGAACAUC